AUGUCGCUUCGGCCAGGAUACCACUCGAUCGUUUCUUCCGUCCAUAGUGCUAUUGGCACGACCUCUCGAGGCUGCUGCGAGUGGGGGAGAUAUCAUCGGAGGCAGGACCCCCUCUUCGAGCUAUCGAGUCGUAGCGCAAGCGUUGGAAGCAAUGAACGAGACACAACUGGCGCAGGAAUUGUGCCCUCUACUCCGGAUGUCGCAACGACGCCUGCUAAGACGGCUGCAGCGAUGAUGCCCGGCCGGCCUGCCGCACCGAGCUCGACCAAGCUUAGGACGAAGAUGCGCGUAGUCAAGCAAGACUUCCGCUUGCUUACCCCUGUGUUUCACGACCGUCGCUAUGUUUCGUCGUCACAGCAUGUCGCCGGUAGUCGGCCUUGUGCCGUCUGCUGGCCCCCUGCCCGGUUCACCAGGCUGGUCAAAACAGCAUUCUACGAGCAUGCCGCCUCUGGCUCGCAGGUCACGCUAGCCCGAGUGCUCAGUGAUCCUCGUGAGAUGCGGGACUGGCAGAUCCGGCACAUCGCACCACCUCAAGGUGAGCUCCUCGUUAACGGCGUGCUCACCCACUCGGAGCUCAAUACGACCUACAACAUGGCGAUGCUACGUCUGCCCGAAGGUUGUGCCUGGUAUGCCAUCGGUGUGGCGCGACUACCCUCUGUGCUUGACGAAGAGACACGUAUCGUUGGCCGACCGGCCUCUCUUCAGCGACUCGGCGCGUUUGCGAUCUUUCGUGACGCAAAGACAAAGGAGUUCAGUAUAUCGGGUCCGACUUUCGUUUUGCCGCUAGAUCAGACGAUGGUGCAUCCUGUCUGCUCGGAUAAUCCCUACGGGGCAGAGGACCCUCGACUAUCCUGGGACGACGCUCGUCGACCUCAACUCAUCUACGGCCGCGCACCCUCCGAUGAGACUCUCUGCAGAGACAUCGGUCUCGUGAGGGAUCUGAGAUCUUUGUGGCCUGGAUUGGCCGAAAUCCUGACAUCACCAGCCAUCGAUCAUACCGCGCCCGUCGAACUUGUCUUGCCCCAACAAAAUGUUCGUGAAAAGAACUGGCAGCUCCUGCCAACAUUUGCUGCCAACGGUCUACCCAUGGUCAGCUACUCGCUUUCGCCCCGAGCUGUUUUGAAGCCCGUCAACUUGACGUCAGUAUCGAUGCUGUUCGAGAAGCUAGAUGCAGGCUCUGACUGCGUCGGACAAGCCUUCUCCUCACAACUGGGCUAUCGCGACGAGAUCCACCAUGCUACUCAGAUAUCGCGUCUCACGCUAUGCCAUCGCGGAGGUUGCGAACCGAGCUCGUCCAACACCGUCUUGGUUGCUCUUGGUCACAUCCAACACCGCGGCUUUCUGACAUAUUCUCAAUUCGUCUAUCUGCUCAACGCAACCCGGCCUCACAAUGUGCUCUCCUGGGGGCCUACACGAAAAGUGACUGGAUACACCGACAACUUUGCAUACGCGUCCUCACUCAUUUUUGAGCCGAAGGAUGCCAGCUGGGCGGAUCAAUAUCACGAUCUCCUCACGCCCGGCCAUGGAUUUCUCGAUGACAGCGUCGUCAUCACGUAUAACCUGCAAGACCGUGCAAUGGCCUACAUUGAGACUACAGCUCAGGAUCUCUUGGCGAGUGUCUCGGACUGCAAUGCAUGA
Molecule: messenger RNA, 1638 nt
Organism: Mixia osmundae IAM 14324
Lineage: Eukaryota; Fungi; Basidiomycota; Mixiomycetes; Mixiales; Mixiaceae
Exons: 5
Coding region: 1-1638 (545 amino acids)
Source: RefSeq, a predicted model, not a curated record